Angiostrongylus costaricensis is the source of this 651-nucleotide messenger RNA. The record is from the annotation of a GenBank genome assembly. Lineage: Eukaryota; Metazoa; Nematoda; Chromadorea; Rhabditida; Metastrongylidae.
AUGGUUGCGGUCAAGCCAACAAUCUCCCACGUUAUCUUCGAUUUUGAUGGUCUUCUUGUGGAUACUGAACCCAGUUACACUCUAGCAAACCAGGCUAUGCUAAGUAGAUUCGGUCGUGAAUUCACUAUGGAUAUGAAGGCAAGAAUGAUGGGACGCAAGAAUUUGGAAGCGAUCGCGUGGUUACUGGAUGAGGUAGGCAUUGCUGAUCGCGUGACACCUGAAGAGUAUGCUGUUGAUUACCAUAAAAUGUUAGCGAAGAUGUUCGAGAAGUGUGAUAGCCUACCAGGAGCUGAGAAUCUUGUUCGACAUUUGGCCAAGAAUGGAAUUCCAAUGGCUAUUUGUACGGGGUCUUGCAGCCGUUCAUUCUUUCAGAAAGCCGAGAAUCACCGAGAUUGGCUUGACUUAAUACCUAUACAUGUAUGCAUUGGAGACGAUGAUAGCAUCAAGCGAGGUAAACCCCAUCCUGAUGCUUUUCUGGAAACAAUGAGAAGAUUUCCUAUACCACCUACCAAUCCUUCCCAUGUGCUCGUAUUUGAAGAUGCCCCGAACGGGGUGAAAGCAGCGCUUGAAGCUGGAAUGCGACCGGACAAAGUCCUCUUUACACUGAAGGAAUUCGCUCCGGAGGAGUUCGGUUUGCCACCGUUUGAUUAA